AGCCGCGACGCCAUUUCCUCCGGCCGAGCGUGAGUGGAGGCAGGUCUGGGAAGAGCUGGGGCUUCAGACGCUCCCGCGCACGCGAGCUGUCCCUCCGCCGCUGCUGGGUUACGCGUGGUCGCGUGCUUGGUCGCUCGCGCCUCUUGGACAGGCCGCCGUUUCCGCCGUUCCGCGAGUGAAGAGCAGACACGCCGCGAGGCCGCCGCUGCCGCAACCGCCAUGCCCAAGAAUAAAGGUAAAGGUGGUAAAAAUAGACGCAGAGGUAAGAAUGAGAAUGAGUCUGAAAAAAGAGAACUAGUGUUCAAAGAGGAUGGACAAGAGUAUGCUCAAGUAAUCAAAAUGUUGGGAAAUGGACGACUAGAGGCCAUGUGUUUUGAUGGCGUAAAGAGGUUAUGCCAUAUCAGAGGGAAACUGAGGAAAAAGGUUUGGAUAAAUACAUCAGACAUUAUAUUGGUCGGCUUACGAGACUACCAGGAUAAUAAAGCGGAUGUCAUUUUAAAAUACAAUGCAGAUGAAGCCAGAAGCCUGAAAGCAUAUGGCGAACUUCCAGAACAUGCUAAAAUCAAUGAAACUGAUACCUUUGGUCCUGGAGAUGAUGAUGAAAUUCAGUUUGAUGACAUUGGGGAUGAUGAUGAAGACAUUGAUGAUAUCUAAACUGAACUCAACAUAGUACAUUCCAACUCUUUUGAGGACUGUUUAACAAUUUGGCUUUUGGUUGUGACCUGUUAGAAAAGAUUCAAGUUUUAUUAGUUUGAUUCCAAUUUGGUCAAGCAGACUGGUUAGUUUGUAAGGUAUUUGUGUUUCUUUCAAAGUUGAUAGUGCUAAAUUCUAUUAAUGAAAUGUUAAACCCACUUUGUUCUUUUAAUGUAAACUCACUUUGAACCUUAUGGGUAAAAGACCACAUGUACUAUUUGAAAAAGAUUCUUUUAAAAAAUGUAUUACUGCCUUUCCAACUUUGGCCACUUAUAUUAAGUAAAUGGAUGUAUUGAAUAAACCGUUUUCCCAAUGCUCGUGAUGGAUUAUGAUGAAAUCCUAGUUUGAAUUAGCCUGUUACUUUCUGUGUAUUAUAAUGAUUAAAGUUUCCUUUAGAUCUUGAUUUUAAGAGUCAGAAGUCAACAUUUGAUGUAAAACAACGAUUAGGUCUCUUUUUCAUAAUUAAGUAGCAUGUGACUAUUUUUAUACUAAUUUUGAUAUCAUUCUUUUCAUGGCCUUAUUUUUCACUAUAAAAUGACUGGAAAGCAUUAUCAAAAUGCAGAUUUUAGAACUUGGGUUUUAAUAAGCAGUUUUGAAUUUAUAAGGCUGGUAGUUGCAGGAGUGGGACACCAGGGGGCACUCUUAUCAUUGGAAAUAAUUGAUCGAUUUUUAUUUACAGUUUUCAUAGGAAAUUUCCCCAACAUUUAAAAAAACAUUUGAUCAUGUGCAUGUAUGUAGGAUAUUUUUACAGAACAAAAAGAUUCUUAAAAGUGUCAUUUUCAUAAGUCAUACAUGUAAGCUACAGGGUUUUUUUGUUUGUUUUGGGUGGGUUUUUUUUUUUUUUUUUGAAUCAUCAUGAGAUAACAGUUAAAAAGCUUUUAUGUUUGAGUUUCAGUCAUAACAAUGAUCGAACACCCAUCCCUCCACCAGUGCACAGUUUCCACCAUCAGUGUCCGCGGUAUCUCCCCCAUCCCACCCCCCACUCUGCCUCUGUGGCAGACAAUUUCCCCCAUUCUCUCUACUUUGGGGCAUUAUGGUUUGCAAUACAGAUACCGGGAGACCAUCGAGUUUGGUCCUUUAUCUACUUUCAGCACACAUCUCCCAUCCCAAAUGAUCCCUUCAACCACCAUUGACUUAGUGAUCGCUUCUCUGUUCCAGCUGCCUUCUCCACCAGCUCAUAAGGCAGACUACUAACUGUGGAGCAAUAUUCCUGUCCCUCUCUCUACUGUCCUUGGGUGUCAGUCUCAUGUUAUUUUAUAUUCCACUAAUGAGUGCAGUCAUUCUAUGUCUGUUCCUCUCUUUCUGACACAUUUCACUUGUAAGCUACAACUUUGAGUGGUUUAUAAACAGUGAAAUCUUAUAUAAAUGAAAAUUAAAUUUCCUAACAACUUGUACAAAUUAAGCCUUUUCCUCAAACUAUCCAUAAGUUUGGGAAAGAGGUGGGACUGAUGACUUAAUUAUAAGACGACUGAAUGAGCUAUAUUUAAGAAACAAUAAAGACAACGUGAUGCUGGAGAACAUAUUAUACCCUUAAGUUGUGUGCUAGGAUGUACUUUGUACAGAUUUUCUUUCCUCUGUGUUUUUUAUUCAGAAUUUAGAUUCACACUUUUUUUUAAUCAGUUUUAGCAAGAUGAAAUUUAAGGGCUUAGACUAGUUAGAUAGUACUAGUCACAUUAAAAUCACACAAAACUGUAAGUGGAGAGGCACAUUAUAUAACUUGUGGAGCUUCCAUUCUGUUCAUCUGCAAAGAACUUUUCAGUAAUGAAAAGUAAUGCAAAGGGGAAUACACCUUGUGACUUCAGACAACAAGCAAAUCUUUUUUGAUCUAAGUAUAACUUCCUUAAGUGUGCAAACUAAAAUCAAACCCUAAGAUACUAGGAAAUAUGCGUAUAUAAUUGCAGUUCAUGUUUUUUUUUAUUUUAUGGAGUUCAUGAACACACAGUUGAGAAUGCACCCAAGACACAUGGGCUUGUGAUGCUUCUAAGAAACCAGCCUUGAAGGAUUGACUAUUAGUGAUUGUUUUCAUCAGUUAUCUAAAACUCCGAGGCUUCUGUACUUUAAAGUGUUCUACUAAAUUUACAGUGUAUUUGGAACCUUCGUUUUACUAUACCAAGAACAUUAUUACUCUGCAUCUACAGAUGGUUCAUAAUAAGAAUAAUAAAACUCAAACAUGAGGUUUUCUGCUUCUCUAAAAAAACAUGGUUUGUCUAAAGAUCCUUUUAGAAUUUCAACCAUAGCCCAAAUUCAUUUUCUUGCCACUGUUAUUUUUAUUUGUUAUAUAGUAACAGCCCGUUGCAGUACUAUUGUAUCCUAGAAAAUCUCAAAUCAUAAAGAUUCAAAUAGUUGCAGUGAAAUUGUAGAUCAUAUUAAUAUUACUUGGAGGGUUUUAUUAACAUUGCUUUAAUGUGGAAAAGGAAUAGUUUCAUUAACUUGGUUGUAUUUCAAAUGAGAUUGUGGUCCUUGAGAAAUUUUUAUUUGGGGGACUUUUGGAUUAUUGAGUAUAAAAUGUAUUAUAAAGGUAAUUUUAAGAGCAUAUAAAAAGACUUGCCAAGAUUUUGUUGUCUGUUGAACCUUGACUAUCCAGCCUCUAAAGAAACCACCUCUUAGGUGCCUGUAAGCAAUGCAUGAUGAAAAUUCUUGUAUUUUAUUACGGAAUUGCCAUCGGUUUACUCUAUAUACCUAUUGAGUCAUGGCUAUAAGUAGAGUUGCUUCCAAAACUACUUGUGACUUGUAGUUUAACUUAAUCUCAUCUGUAUUGUGUAAAUACUAAAUUAUAGGAUGUUAACAUCUUUAAUAGAUAUGAACUGUCAGCAAUGGCAGCAAUUGAUUAAUUAAUGAAAUAGGUAAAAGCAUGUUCAAAUAAGAUGUCUAGUUGAAUUUAUACUUUAUUUGUAUUGUGUACAGAUUUAACAACAACCAGUGUUAACUGUGAUUUGACAGUUAAAGAUCAAAAUAGAAGUGAGGUCUUAGGGUGUCCUCACUCAAAGACUAAAAUGAUUUGAAUUGAUGUCAGAUGUUUACAUCUUUGACCUGCUUAGUCAGGGAAAUUUUCUUUUAUACAUUUGAACUUAUUUUAAUGUGCCAUUCUUUUUAUUUACCUUCAACUACCAUCCUUUAAUCCUUGCUCCAUCCCCCUAUCCAAAAGUAAAAAGUAUCUGAAUUAGGUCAUAACUAUAAAUGUGAGCGGACUUUAGACUCUCAUCGAGUAAAGUGAGAAAUUUGGGACGUACAUAGGAUUAUGUAUAUUCUCUUUUCCCCCGGCUUCCAGGUACUGAGAGAAGCAGUGUGAUCAUGGAGGGUGAGAAGUGUAGUCCCUGGAGACAGAUGGUCUGUGCCCCUGUCGCACUGUGCCUUUCACUGCCAGGCACAGGCCCCUUCUGCUUGGCUGAGCUUUAGGCAGCUCAUCUGUCGGGGCGGGUGGGGGGAACAGUACCUGCAGAGUGGUUGGCCCGUCGUCUCUGUGUUUAUCAUGGAAUGAGGGAAGAACAGUGUCUGCCGCUUUUCACUAGAUUCCAGGGACUGUGAAAUUGAAUGUGCAUGUCUUACGUCUCUUUACUUUUUCUCUUUCUUGCAGUCUUCGGUUCCUAUAAUAAAAGAAAUGUGUGAAAUAUAUUUUUUGUAUGUUCAUCUCAACACAAGAUUUAGAAUAACUACCGCCACCCUCACUUAAAUCAGAAUAAGAUUUAAUCAAGACUCUCAGUUGCUUGAGGAUGUUAAGUCUGUAAUGAGUCCUAUUACAUGCUUUAAUUGUAGAUUCAUGGCAGUAUUGAGUGAAAAUGGAGGUUUGUUUUCUUCCUCAUCUUUUGGAAUGAUGUAAAGAAAUCUCAUGCAAACUCACAAUUAGUCAAUAAAAUAUGAAAUAGCCUUA
Sorex araneus (European shrew) is the source of this 4561-nucleotide messenger RNA. It is a transcript of the gene EIF1AX, whose product is annotated as eukaryotic translation initiation factor 1A X-linked. The record is from RefSeq and is a predicted model, not a curated record. NCBI's taxonomy places the organism in Eukaryota, Metazoa, Chordata, Mammalia, Eulipotyphla, Soricidae. Gene Ontology annotation, biological process: translational initiation. The coding region runs from base 220 to 654 and encodes 144 amino acids. Gene Ontology annotation, molecular function: translation initiation factor activity; RNA binding. The transcript has 7 exons. Gene Ontology annotation, cellular component: cytoplasm.